AUGCGAGUUUUGGAAACCAAAUGUGAUAAUACCGAAGUGGUAAUUGAUGAGAAGGAGAAAAAAACAUCUUCGAUAUCAUCGGUGCCAUCUUCAGAGCGUCGUUCAUCACUUCAAUGUCAUACUCUACGACAAGAAAACAUGCCAAGUUCAAAGGAUAAGCCAUCAGCACCUUCAGAAUAUAUUUAUACUGAAAUUGUUAAAGCAAUCGGCAAUAAUGAAUUCAUUGAAGAGAAACGGCUACUUAAACGAGCCAGUUGGGGCCCAACUGCACAACAAGAACAUGGAUUACCACCGACAGGCAGACGUUCAGAUAAUGAACAGACAACAACAACAACAACAACAACAACAGCGACGACAACAUCAAAUAGGAAUGCUACUCGAGUACGCAUGCGACCUAAAGUAACAAGAUAUUUUCAACCGCAACAACAACAACAACCACGUUAUCAACAGUUUCUUUUUGGAAGACCUCUUUCACUUAAUGAACGAUAUGACCGUCCUUUACUUGAUGCUCCACAAAAGAAACUUCCAAAUUCAUCCUUGAAUCAUCAAAAUAAUGAUAAUUUUUCAAAUAAACGGCAUGAAUCUUCAUCUUCGAUUUCACCCUUAUCAGUUGAUACAAUAACACAAAUCGCACCACGCGCAUUAUCUCCAAUGGACAGUAAUGAUUUUGCAAGUGACACAUCGGCUGCAUCAUCAGUAACAACAACAACAACAACUAAUACACUAACAUCUAUAUCUUCAAUUAUUCCUUCUCGUACAUCACGUCGAACAAGUUUCAACAAUAUUGAACGAAUUCAGUCACCAACAAAACGUCCAUUAUUAAGUGAAUAUCAACAAAAACAUUCAACACGUAUCGAUUACAAAUCCUUGCCACCAGCAAAUACCGUUUCUUCAUCGUCUCCAAUUUCUCCUUCUGCGUCUAUAACUUCUUUCACUUAUCCAAAAGGUCAUGAACAGUCAUUGUCAUCUACCAAAGGGUCAUCGCUAAAUCAAUAUCCAGAGUUUACUUCGCAAACAUUAACUGCUGAUACAUCACGAAACAACAUUGGUCCUACAGCAACAAUAACGACAUGUCGUAUAAUGACUAUGUCAAUGUCACCUAAUCGCUAUCAUAAUCAAACGCGUUCAGCAAAGGCUAUCAUCACCUCAUCUCAAAUAUCUCCAACAACAAACGUCACAAUCACGACAAACAAUGGCGAUGGAUUAAAGCCACCAGAGCACCAAGAUCAAAAAGAAUCGACAAUGGUUUGUAGUAAUGGUUGUUUAAAAUCACCGACAAAUACAAAUACAAAUAAUAAUAAUCGUAUAAAAAAGUCUGUUCAUUUUGACUGGCAUUUGCCUAAGGAGAUUUUACGGUCACGAUCACCAAUACCGGUCGAUACAGAUUGUAUUAGUAAUUACGAACAGACGGUUACAAUUGCGUCUUCAUCUGCAUUGUCCCAUGGUAAUGGUAAUAGCGUCGACAAUGACGAACAAAAGAAACGAUAUGAUGAUCAACGUGAUGUCGGGGCAUUGAGAGAAAAAGAGAGAAUUGAAACAACGAGCAGGACAAUCACUACUAACCCGCUGACCACCACAACUACAAAUGUUCGUUCUUUUUCUCUUUCUCCAUCACCGCUAUCGAAACGAGAGAGUAGCGAUAGCCGACCCUGCAGGGAAGAAGAAAAAGAAAAUGUCGACGAACCAUACUGCACUACUUCUCAACGAGUAACAACUGCUGCUCACCUUCAUUGCACUAUUACCGCUGCUACAGUCACUUUCAAUGACGGUAGCAACAACGUCUCGCAAAAAAAAGAAUCGAAUGGCACAAACAAUUUCAAUGCAAAUUUAUUAAAUCGGCAAACAUCAUCAUUUGAUAAACCUAUGCCAUUAAAUAGUUUACUUGUAAAAACAUCUUCACUCAAUACAAUUAUUAAUCCACAACAAUCACCAUUGCCAUCAUCGUCAUCAUCAUCAUCAUCAUCACCUUCAGCAGCAACAACAACAACAACAACAACAAAAGCUAAAAAACUGCUAAGUAAUGGUUUUCUUAAUUUUAUUGGUCGAUCCAACAGCAGUAAUAACAAGUCAUCAAAAUCGACCGAAGAAAACAAACAAUUGCGACGUGCAUCGUCCACUCAACUACGUGCCCAACGAAAGGCUAAACAGCAGACAACAUUAACAACAAGGACAAACGGAAAUAAGCGCCUUAGUACGGAUGUUGAAUCUCUUCUUCCUGUAUCUUCGAUCAACAGCAAUCAUUGCGAAAUAUCAAAAGAAGAUAUUCAUAAAUUUGACAAGGUUACAGCAAAUAACAAUAACGAACGACAAUCACUGAUUUCUCUUGUUUCAACAUCAAUCGACAAGAACAUCAAUGGUACUAGUUCUUCUAGCAUCGAUUCAUCAAUACCACCGUGUACAAAUACUAGUAUUAAUAACACUUCAUUAUCAAUGUCAACCAAAUCGACUACAACAACCAUUAUUAAACCUGAUGAAGGUGAUUCGUUAAAUAAUGGUCUGCUCUUUCGACCGGUAACUGACCCCAAAUGUGACUAUGUUCUACAUGAUCAUCAAAAAACAAGUAAAGAACCAUUCUUUCUUUCGCCAUCAAAAUCAUCAGGUAAUGGAGAUGAAUCUACUGUGAUUCAAACAUCGACACUUAUCAUUUCUACACCACCACAAUAUCACUACUAUCUUUAUCCGCCAGUUAAUAACACAAAUAUUUUAUCGUCAUCAUCAUCAUCAUCACCGUCUUCAACAUCCUCGUCAUCCUCAUUGUCGUCUUCGAAAACAAAUCCAAAAAUAAUGUUAACAACGAAUCGUACAAUAUCAAAUGUUAGUAUCAAUAGUGUUAGUACGAAUUCAUCUUCAUCAUAUCGAUCAUUUGAAUCUCAAUCUCAAACGCAUGAUAAUGAAUAUCAACAAUCAAGUCAAAAUCCUCCUAAUUGUGACGAUGACACAGUAUCUCAUUUAACUUAUUCAGUUGCAAAUAAUAAUAAUAAAACACGUCAAAAACGAGUUAUACAAUCAGCACUAAUUGAUUGGAAAAUGAAAUCAUCAUCAGAAAUAAACCAUGAUUCAGCCAUCGUCGCCACGGCAACAACGAAACCAGUUAUACUAUCAGAUUCUGUUCAAGCUUUUUGGCCUCCACCACCUUCACCAUCGAUAUUAGAUAAAGAUUCUGAAUUAACAAUAACAAAUAGUAGUAGUACUAUAACUGAACGACCUAAACAAUCGGAAUCAAUACCUAUACCAAAUAAUAUGAUUAGUUCAAGUUCUCACAAUGAUUCAAUAAAUGUCAAUCACAUUGAUAUAUUAUCAACGAAUGAAGAAAUUGGAUCUUACUCUGAACAACAUACAUUUACUAAUGGUUGUCUAAGAAAUGCGAGUCACACGUCAUUAGAAGAUACACAAGCAUCAUAUACGGAACGUUUACGUGAAAAAUCUCGUUCAAUUCCAAUGAAUGGAAAUAACGAUAUGUUUUCUUAUUUAACCCGAUCAAUAUCAAAAGAUGCGCUACAUAAUUGUCAUCUACGUCCAAAUACAAAUUUAACGAUAACAGAAUUUCCACUAACAAAUGAAACUAUCGUGAGACCAAAAUCAGCUAGUCAACAAACUAGAACAUCAUCUAGUAGUACAUCACAACAACAACAAAAACAACGAGAAAAUUCCGAAAAUGAUUUUCAAUCAAAACGAGAAUUUUUUGAAAAUCGAAUCUAUACGGAUAAUAUAUCAACAAAUUCUUCUUUAACAUCAAUUCCAGCAAAUAUAUUGCCAACUAAGCCUAAAAUUUAUACUCUAUCGCCUUCAAGUUCACAAAUUAAUAACACUAGUUUUCUACAACACGCAACAAUAAAUAAUAAUGCUCAACGUAAUAUAACAAGACGUUCAUGGAAUGAUUUAUCGUUCAGACAAUUACCACCCACACCAUCGCCCCCUUCGUCUGAACAAUAUUUUGAUGCAGUAUCCAAUCCCACAUCAUUUCCUCCACCACCAACUAUUCGAAAGCCAGUUCGCCUUGUUAAAACAGCACAACAAUGUCCAUCGCCGAUCAAUGAACUGUUCUCAACCAAUCGUCCGUUAGCAACACCGAAAACUUAUUCACUUGCUAAACCCGGUCUUUUUUCUGCUUCACCAGUAAACUCCUAUCAAAAGUUGCCCAAUAAAUCUUCGAAUUCUUUUCGGCGUUUUCAACCACGUGACGAAAAUGAUUUGCAAUUUAAUUUAAAAGAAUUUGCUUUACGUUAUUCACAUAAUAAUUCAUUGAGUGAAUUACAACGUUUAAUGUUAUCCAAUAAACAACAUCUCAGUACGGAUUUUACUCGUGGAUUAUUUCCCAUUCCAGAUCGUUUGAGACGUAUACGUUCACGACAAAGUUCAGGUGGUGAUACAAGUUCAAUAACAACUUCAAGUAAUUCAUCAUCGGAUUAUAUUCAUCGAACAGUAUCGAAUGAUAGUUGUAUUUUUGAUGAUGAUACCUGUCGACAAGUGGAUGAUUUAUUAACAAACUUGAAGAAGCGUCGACAAAUUUUAAAAGAAAAUCAACGAACAAUCAACGAAGAAAUCGAAGAUAAUAAAAACCUGGGUAUUAAGCUAUUAAAUAUUAUCGAAUCUAAUGCUGAAUCAAGCGAAAUCGAAAAAUUUAAAUUACACAUUGACGAAAUCGAUACAAUAACAUCAAUACUUCUCAAACUUAGUACUCGAUUAGCUAGAGUUGAAAAUGAUCUAUUAAUGAUUUCCAGUAGUAAUGAACAUACAAAGGCAUCUCUAAUCGAACGACGUGAAAAAGCUCAACAAAAACAUGAUGAAGCAAAAUCUUUGAAAGAUGGCAUUGAUCGUCGUAGUCGUACAGUAACAAAUAUUCUUCGAAAAUAUUUUUCUAAUGAACAAUACGAUGAUUAUGAACAUUUUAUACGAAUGAAAUCAACAUUAUCAUUGGAUGCAAAAGAUCUCGAAGAAAAUAUUUCAACGACUGAAAAACAAAUUGAAAUUCUAAACCAUAUUUCAUUAUCAGAUUUAUCAACAUCGAAUAAUGCCGAAAGUAGUCUACAAACGAAUUCUUUUCAUGCUAUAUCGAGCACGACCUAG
Rotaria socialis is the source of this 5067-nucleotide messenger RNA. Lineage: Eukaryota; Metazoa; Rotifera; Eurotatoria; Philodinida; Philodinidae. The record is from the annotation of a GenBank genome assembly.